Messenger RNA from Hyalella azteca, 5700 nucleotides. RefSeq names its product alpha-2-macroglobulin. Gene Ontology annotation, cellular component: extracellular region. Lineage: Eukaryota; Metazoa; Arthropoda; Malacostraca; Amphipoda; Hyalellidae. The transcript is spliced from 29 exons. The record is from RefSeq and is a predicted model, not a curated record. Gene Ontology annotation, molecular function: endopeptidase inhibitor activity. Bases 102 to 5009 code for a protein of 1635 amino acids.
UGCUUCUCAGUCAGUCAGGCAGACCUCAGGGCUCAGGCUCAGUUGAGAGCCGUGCGGCGUAUAGUUAGGUUGUAACUUUUGUUGUUCUCUGAACGGUUGCUAUGCUGCUGCAGUCAUUGAGCGGUGGCGUGGUGCCACUCCUCUUCCUUUGUGUGUUACAGUCAGCUAUUGGAGGCUAUCUACUGACAUGGCCACGCAAAUGGUCGGUGGGAGCACGGUCGCAGAUUUGUAUCGCGCUCGACAGCCCGGCGGCCCCCGACGACGCUAUAACCAUGCAGGUCAUUGAAGGGGCUGGCCCUCGAAGCGGGGGCGGUCGCCCUUGGUUUGGGUUCAAUUCUGAAGACGAGCCAGUGAAGGACAGAAAGGUUCUAAUUGCAGAUCGUCAGUUCAAGCCUCAUGGAGACUCGGCGCUGUCGUGCGACGAAGUUCAGCUGCCGGCCACGACGGACCGGUACGCGGAGGUCCGGGUCAACGGACGUCUCGCUGGAGUCGAUGUCAACGAAACUAGAACCAUCCGCAUCCAGGAGUCCGUUGGCAAAGUCUUCAUUCAGACCGACAAAUAUCUUUACAAGGCGGCGCAGAAAGUGCAAUUCCGAGUGCUUACUCUGCUGGGACCGUUCUUCAAAGUGUCUACGCUUCCUUACAAGGAAAUCUUCAUAGAGACGCCAUCCGGCUCCCGCAUUGCACAAUGGCUGGACGUUGCUAACCCGUCCGGCUUGAUCCAUCUCGACCUGCAGCUCAUUGACGAACCUGAGGAGGGCACCUACAACAUCGUGGUGCAGCCAACAGGAGGGGUCGAAAAGACCAGCAAGUCAUUCAAGAUCGAAGACUACGUCCUGCCUCGCUUUGAAGUCACACUCAAGCCUCCUCCGUACAUCUUGGCUGACGCUAAAUUGCUCAAAUUUGAAGUCUGCGCUCAGUACACCUUCGGUCAGCCAGUUCGCGGCAACGUGUCUCUGAAUAUUAACAACAAUGCCUGGGGUCGCUAUAAAGUCGAAAUGAACUUCCAGGACCAGUUGGUGGGCUGCAAAACUCUCGAGAUUCCGCUUCGAUCGUUCGACAUCAACAGUCCCAACUACUAUGCGUACAGCAUGCAGGUGGAUGUCAAGGUAGAGGAAGAAGGCACGGGAGUCGUUAUCAAGGAGAGUACAUCGAUCUCCAUCACUCGCACUGUCCUCACCUUCAAAAACAGCGGCUUUACCGAGUUCAAGAAGCCGGAGCUGCCUUAUACCACUUCUUUCGUAGCAGAGUUCCCCGACGGUCGCCCCGCAGCCAACGAGCCGAUGACGGUGUGUGCCGGGGACGUGUGCCGCAACAUCACCACGGACGCUACUGGGCGCCUGCAGUUCUCCGUGCCUCCGCACCUACAUCAGCACAAUGCCGAGAUCAAGGCAGUGAACUACCCUCGACGUGACCUAGAGAACUCUACACGCGCCUACAUGUACGAGUCUCAGACCAACGCCUACGCCACCCGCUACUUCUCUCCCACCAAUUCUUCGCUGCUCAUCAACCCUGAGAACAGAGAGCUUAGCUGUACUCCUGGCAGCAGCAUCCAGCUGCAGCUCCCUGUUAUGUAUGCCUUUGCCAACAUGACUGAGGCUACCCUCUAUGUCCAGGUUGUAUCGAGAGGUCAAAUUCAAUUUUGGGACAGUCAAAAGGUAAAAUUGACGGCGACGGAGCUGCCCAUUGAUGCAGCUACCUUGCUGGCACCCAUGCAGCCUCCUCUGUCACCCUUCACCAAACGCGGGGCUCUCACCUUACCCCUCACUCUGCCGUCCACCGUAUCACCUACUGUUUACGUGCUGGUAUGGUACACUCGCGACGACGGUGAGGUCGUGUCAGAUUCCCAAGAGCUGAAGAUCAGCAAGUGCCUCAACCAAAAAGUUGGUCUGUCGUGGCCCAAGGACCGCGUCGAGCAAGGCACGCAGCUUCCCCUCACACUCACCGCCCAACCAAAUUCUCUCUGCAGUCUCGGUAUUGUGGACAAGAGCGUAGAGCUGCUAUCAGCGUCGCAGAACUCGCUCACACUGGAUGCCGUGUUUGAGCUCGCUGAGCAGGCAAACGUGCGGUCGUGGGAAGAGUCACAAAUCGACAACAACGAAUACUGCCGCAAGUUGAAUCCUCCAGAGGCUAACCCUGCAGACCCAUCGCCUCCGGGUCCCAUACCCAUCCCUCUACCUCGGCCUGUGCCGUUCAUGCCCGCGGACGAGCCUGCACAAGAUGAACCGAUUGCCAACUCCGAGACUCCCGAGAAGGAGUCAGGGAAGGAUGACAAGACCGUCGUGGUGCCUGGCGAGACCCCAUCAGUGCCAGCCACAGCUGCUGGCGGCGAGACUACAACUCGUAGCAGGAGGAGCAUCGCGCCUUGGCCCUGGCAUUACAACCGAUAUAAUUCCGACAUGGUGGAUGCCCUCAAAAUGUUCGAUGAAGCCGGAUUGUUCGUGAUCUCUGACCUGAAGUUGGAGACGCGCCCGUGCCAACAAUAUCAAGCAUACGGAUCACCAUAUGCCAUUGCUCGAAGUGGGGGAGCUGCUAUGGUAGCCAAUGCAGAAUUCGACAUGGAGAUGUCGGCUUCAUCUUCUGUGAUGCAUAGUGUGGGUUAUGGUGGACCUGGAAUCUACGAGUUCGACCACCACCAAAUCACAAACGCAGCUCCACGGGUAUACUUCCCAGAAACUUGGCUCUGGUCCCUCAAAGCCGUAGACACUGGAAGUUACACAGAAGACCUCACCCUGCCGGAUACCAUCACGGAAUGGAUCGGGAAGGCCGUAUGUGUCCACCCUGAUAAGGGGUUAGGUAUUUCUGACCCGGCAUCUGUUACAACAUUUACUCCCUUCUUCAUCGACUUGACUCUUCUGCCUUCAGUCAAAAUGGGAGAGGUUAUGCCUGUCAAAAUCUCCGUCUUCAACUACUUGGAGAACUCUUUACCUGUGCGCGUGACGCUGGAGCCGAGCCCCGAGUACGAGAUGCUAGGCGAGUCAGGCGCCGAGGCCGCCGCUGACCAGGCCGCUGCGGGCGUGCGUUCCGUCUGUAUACCCAGCCAAGACAAGCAGACUGUCGUCAUCAGGGUGCGUCCUCUAGCCGUCGGUGACGUAAACCUGACCGUCUCAGCUGCCGUGGAUGCCGCGUAUCCCGAAGAGUGUGGCCCUGAAGUUGUCGUAAACAAAGCUGAUCGCAUCAUCAAGCCCAUCGCGGUUGAUUACGAGGGCUUCCCUAGAGAGAAGACAUGGACGAAAUACAUCUGCAGCGAAGACGCCCCUGAGAAUCAAGACCAUUUCGCCGAGUGGCGUCUCGAGGCUCCCGACCGCAUCGUGAACAACUCGGCCCGCGCUUGGAUCACAGCUGCCGGAGACUUGUUGGGGCCCACUCUGGAGAACUUGGGCCAGCUGAUAAAAAUGCCGUACGGAUGCGGAGAACAGAACAUGCUCAACUUUGCCCCCAACAUCUACGUGAUGCAAUACUUAGCGGCUUCUAAUCAAGGCAACGAUGAAGUCAAUGAGAAACUCGUCCGCUUCAUGCAAAAUGGGUACCAGCGUGAGCUGAAUUACAAACAUCGCGACGGAUCUUAUAGCGCGUUCGGCGAGAGCGACGACUCAGGGUCAACGUGGCUCACUGCGUUUGUUGUGAAGUCUUUUGCUCAGGCGCGUCCCUACAUUUCUGUUGAUGCUACCGAGCUCGCCAUGAGCUCUGACUGGCUCAAGAGCCGUCAACUCGAGAACGGCUGUUUUGAGAGCGUGGGAAAAGUUCUCCACAAGGGCAUGAAGGGAGGCCUGGCUGAGGGUGGUGCCGCUGACGUGUUGUCGGCCUACGUAAUGGCAGCUCUUUUGGAAGCUGGCGAAGAGCCUACCGGCAAGGCCAUUGCAGAGGCCGUGACUUGCAUCGAAGCCGCGACGGCUGCCAACACGAAGGGUGCUUCUGACGUUUACUUGCUGGCGCUCAAAGCUUAUGCAUACAGUUUGGCACGCUUGCCUCAGACCGAAGCAGUUAUUACAGACCUCAUUGCCAAAUCUACGCAGAACUCUGCUGGAGUUUUCUGGGACAUGAAAGGCCUGAACGGCAAGGAUAACGCUGCGCUCGCGGUUGAGACGACGAGCUACGCUCUUCUGGCGAUGCUGAACGCUGAUGUGCCGCAGGCUCAGGAUUUGGGCCCACAAAUCGUCAAAUGGAUUUCUUCUAUGCGGAAUAGCCAAGGUGGAUUUGUUUCAACUCAGGACACCGUGCUGGCCCUCCAAGCUCUGGCACUCUACGAAAGCCAUCAGACUCAGGAGCCUCUCGAUCUCAGCAUCACCGCUGUUGGCCAAGGCCUCAGCGCUCAGUUCAAAGUGACUGAGAAAAACAAGCUGCUGACACAGCGCGCAGAAGUGGACGUGGUGCCGAACACGGUUACUCUGGACCUGGCCGGCACUGGAUGCUCUCUCGUCCAGGCUGUGGUGCGCUACAAUGUCCGAGAACCCCUGCCCAGCGAAGCCUUUACCCUGAGCGUGUCUACAAGCAUUGAUUAUGACGCUAAAAAAUGCGAUGCAAACAAGAUCAAAGCCUGCGCUUCUUACCUCCUCAACGACCUCGAGUCCAACAUGGCCGUCAUCGAAGUAACGCUCGUGUCGGGUUAUAUUCCUGAUAAGAAAGACCUGAAGCGUAUUGUCGGUUAUGGCACUGGUGUCAUCAAGCGAUACGAGGUUGAUGGUAGCAAGGUCCUCUUCUAUAUCGAUCAAUUCUCUGCCCAAGAAACUUGUGUGGAAUUCACUGCGAUCCGAGAAGCUGAGGUUGAGAACGCCAAGGCAGGCACUGUCAAAGUGUACGAUUACUACGAGCCGGAACUCGUCGUCAGCGAAACGUACGAGUUUGAGAGGCAAUGGUCGUGUAACAAUCCCCCGAUUGUCGUGGAUCCCGUCUGGGUGGACGACAUCGUACCAGAGGAGGCGGCCAACGGCGCCGCUGACGCCGCUGCGGUUACUGACCAAAAUGCGCCCCUCGACGGCCUUCUUGACGAGCUUGACAAGUUGCCGUAGUAAACUUGACAGUUGCCGCAGUAAACUCAAACUCACCUAAUGUAGAAGUCUUUAGGUUUGUUAACGCUUCGCUUAUAUCAAUAUAAUCUUACUGGAAAAUUGAACAGGGUCGAAGUUGAAACGACGAUUUAUGUAACAUUUUGCAUGACAAAUUUUCAGACGUUUGCCUAUCAUGUGUAGCAGAUUUUUUCGUUUAAUCGCGGUAGUUUUUUAUUAGUGCAGUGUUGGGUGCGUCAUUUGUUUUCCCCAAGUAUUUACUUACUUAUCUGGAAUUAUUAUUUUUUUUUCACGAGUUCUAUUUAAAAACAAUUUCUGAAGCUUGCGAUUUGGUCUUGAUAUAUUUGUUUGCCACUUGAUACAAUUCGGAAUUAGUUCUUCAUAUUCGACUAUAAAAAUAGAAAUUUAGAAGUGGAGUUAAAUCUAAUAAUACACAACGACACCAUCUUCAUUUCAUACAACGUUAGCUAGAUCUAAGCUGUAAUUUUAAUUUUACCGGACGUCGUUUGUGUUACCUUAAUUUUUCGUUUUGGAAGUGUCACAUUCAUAUCGCAUAGUUUCAAAACUUCUGCAUUAUAUUUCCUCAAUUCUUCUCCUUGCAUAAAAUCUAUAGCGCAGUAAAAUAAUCGGACUAUCUACAUACUUUCUCAGUCGCUGGGCGGUUAUAUUUUCUGAGUAAAGUUCGUAUUAUAAA